Molecule: messenger RNA, 457 nt
Organism: Funneliformis caledonium
Lineage: Eukaryota; Fungi; Glomeromycota; Glomeromycetes; Glomerales; Glomeraceae
Source: the annotation of a GenBank genome assembly
AUGGGUCUCCUCAUGUAUCAAACCAUGGUCGUCCUCACCUGCCUUACCAAAGGAAACAGAUCUUCGUGUACUUUCGACAUUGAAGUUGAUACAAACGUUAAGGUUAAUCGACUCAAAGAGUUGAUCAGAGAUGACCAAAAGCACACCUUCGCUAAAUUUGAUACCAGCCAACUCAUUCUAUGGAAAAUAAACAUUUCAAACAACCGUGCUAACGAAAUUCAUGACCUUAAUCUUGAAAACGAUCUGAACAUAGAAGAGAUGUUUGGUUCAGAAGAGAUUCGCAAGUACUUUGAAAACGUACCUAAUGGAAGCAUUCAUAUUUUAGUCGAACAAAAUGUCUUAUGCUGUCCUUUGCAUUUGAUAUUCUCAUAUGAAUCCGAUAAAAAGGUUGAAGAAUUGGGAGAUGAUUUACAAAGAUUAACAAUAGGUGAGGCCUUUCUUAUUCGUGAAAGUCGAU